GGCGCAGUUGGCCCGGGCUGCGGGGAGAGCAGCGCCGCGCUCGCAGCUCCGGCGGGCGCCUGCCCGGCAGCAUCGCUGGAGCCUCCCGCUGUCCUCGGCGCAUCAGCCCGGUCAGCGGCACAAAGAUGAAAUCGUCCGACAUUGACCAGGAGUUAUUCACUGAGAGUUACUGCAAAGUGUGCAGCGCUCAGCUAAUAUCCGAGUCCCAGCGCGUGGCCCAUUACGAGAGUCGGAAACACGCCAGCAAAGUUCGCCUCUAUUAUAUGCUACAUCCCAUAGAUGGAGGCUGUCCAGCUAAAAAGCUCCGGUCAGAAAACGGCAGUGACGGUGACUCAGUGGAUAAGAACAAAUGCUGUACGCUAUGUAACAUGUCCUUUACCUCGGCAGUGGUGGCCGAAUCGCAUUACCAAGGGAAAAUCCAUGCCAAAAGGUUAAAACUGCUGCUGGGGGAACAACCAGCCCUAAAGGGCACAGGAACCACGCUGAGCCCCCUGAAGCAGCCGCACACGGACAGUGCCCCGGUGGUGCCAUCGCCACCGCAGCGGCGGGACUCGGACAGGUACUGCCAGCUCUGCGCCGCCUGGUUCAACAACCCCAUGAUGGCCCAGCAGCACUACGACGGCAAAAAGCACAAGAAGAACGCGGCCAGGGCUGACCUCCUGGAGCAGCUGGGGAAGACCCUGGAUCUGGGCGAGCUGAGAGGCCUGAAGCGCAGCUACACGUGCAACAUCUGCAGCGUCACCCUGAACUCCAUAGAGCAGUACCACGCACACCUGAAGGGCUCCAAACAUCAGACCAACCUGAAGAACCAGUAGUAGUUCAUCAGUCGAGACACGGAAAACCACCGAGGCUGCUUCUGCGAGGGGAACUGGUGAGCAGGGAGAGGAUCCUUUCUUGGACAAUGAUCCCAUGUGGAUUCAGUUAUUAACAUGUCACUAACCUUCGCUUGGGACAAAUACAUGGAUAUUAUUUUUUGGUUUUUUUUAAUUUUGUGGUGAGUUAAACUAUUUCAAUGGACUUUUUUACCCUUUCAAGAUAAUAUUUAUUCAGCACAGAGUCUAGAGUAUGAUAACUCCCCUGUAAAUACAGCACUUAAUCAUCACUCAUCUUCAGAGACAGUGGAAACAAAAUAUUUUACUUUUUCAUAUUUAUUCUUAGAUUUCUCCCAAGGGUAUAAAAUUAUUCUAUUACAUUAUCCAUGAUAGUGAUGUAAUCAGUCUUCAAUCAGAAAUAAACAUACUUUCUUCACCUUCUCCAGCAUGGUUUGUGUCAACACAUAACGAGCAGCAAAAAAUCAAUCACAGGGAUUGUAGAGUGGAUGAAUCUUUUUCCUUUCCUCUUUGACUUCAGCGAAACAAAUGGUUCACUGAGCAAAGAAAACUCAAA
Strigops habroptila (Kakapo) is the source of this 1386-nucleotide messenger RNA. It is a transcript of the gene ZMAT4, whose product is annotated as zinc finger matrin-type 4. Lineage: Eukaryota; Metazoa; Chordata; Aves; Psittaciformes; Psittacidae. Gene Ontology annotation, molecular function: nucleic acid binding; zinc ion binding. Bases 126 to 815 code for a protein of 229 amino acids. The transcript has 7 exons. Gene Ontology annotation, cellular component: nucleus. The record is from RefSeq and is a predicted model, not a curated record.